AUGUCUUAUCUUGCACCAAUUCACCGGCCGAGCAGCGUGCGCCAUGCAAUCAAGCUGAAGCUCCUAGACCCUCACGAGGAGUGUUUGGUGCUUGCGAAAGCAAACAGAGUGGAAAUAUGGAAGCCCACACCAGAAGGCCUGGAAAUGCUACACUCAAAAGCUAUAUAUGGACGCGUCUCAAUGCUGGCGAAGCUCCGACCCUAUGGCGCAAAGACCGACCACCUCUUCAUAGGCACAGUUCGAUUUCAAUACUUCACUGUAGCCUGGAACCCCGACACGCAGCAGCUCGACACAGCUCAGUCAUUCGAGGACCUUACCGAGAAAUAUAUGCAGGAAUCGCACAGCGUGGACAGAUGUUUGGUUGAUCCCAAUGGGAAAUACCUGCUUAUGGAGCUUUUCCAGGGCGUCUUGAGUUUAGUGAAGGUCAUGAACAAGGCUCGGAGAGGGAUUUCAACUGGAGGAUACUUGGAAGGGCCAGUCCAAGCUCGGAUAACGGAACUCAAGGUGCGGGCGUCGACACUUCUAUUCACCGAGUCGAAUACACCGAAAUUGGCACUUUUGUUCGAAGAGGGCAAGGGCAAAUUGAAGCUUGUCACAUACAGACUGGUGGAUGAGAAGGGAGAUCUCGCAAAAUUCGAUCCCAAAAAGGAUCGGGAGAAUGAAAUCGAGGACUUGGAUAUGGGCGCAAGUCAUCUCAUUCCUGUACCGAAGGGGGAGUGCGAGCAACGGCGUUACAUAGUCAGAAACACGUCUAUGGCGAAAGCACAGCUAGGCGGGGUAAUCGUGGUUGGUGAGACUAAAAUGACAUAUCUGGAUGACGAAAGCAAGGCUGUCGUCCAGUAUGCCCUAGAAGAGGCGUCGAUAUUUGUGGCCUGGGAACCGUAUGAUGAUUUACGUUAUAUGCUGGCAGACGAUUAUGGCAUGCUGCAUCUCCUGACAAUUCUCGUCGACGGUGCUGUGGUCACAGGUAUUAAGGUCCGGAAACUAGGGGAAAUCUCCAGAGCGACAGUCAUGGUGCAUAUGGGGAAUGGCGUUGUGUUCAUUGGCUCUCAUACAGGAGAUUCACAGGUUAUUCGCCUAGAUCUGGAGGCAGGUGAUCAACCGAUUACAAUUCUUCAAACGUUGCCGAAUAUUGCUCCGAUUUUGGACUUUGCCGUCAUGGAUAUGGGGAGUCGAGAAGGGGAGACGCAGACCAACGACUAUUCCUCGGGACAAGCAAGACUAGUGACUUGUAGCGGGGCCCAUGAAGAAGGCAGCCUACGAAGUGUCAGAAGUGGUGUAGGCCUCGAAGACAUCGGGAUUCUGGCUGACCUGGAAGACGUGCGAAAUUUAUUUACUUUACGGUCAGAUGGAGACUCCACUGUAGAUGACACACUAGUGGUGUCAUUCCCAACUGAAACAAGAGUGUUCAAAUUUGACUCCCAGGGAGAGGUUGAAGAAAUCGAUACCUUCAGAGGCCUAUCCCUAGAUCAGCAUAUCCUCCUUGCUAUGAACCUUCCAAAUGGCUUAAUAUUACAAGUCACACCAACCUUAGUGUCGAUUCUGGGUCUGGGCCCUUCAUAUACAGUUGCACAAUGGCAACCUCCACAGGGGCAGAUCAUAACAGCCGCGUCGGCGAACGAUAGCCAUGUGCUCUUGUCAGCCAAUGGAACGACCUUGGUGUCUCUGGAUAUCCAACAACAGCUUCGGGAAGUGGCAGUACAAACCCUUGGUAACGGUGAUCAAGUUGCCUGCGUACAUGUACCAGCUGAUUCGCCAAAUAUUGGAGUUGUGGGCUUCUUCAAGUCAGGAUCUUUGUCUCUUCUAAGUCUCAACAAUCUCCAAAUCAUACACUCUGAAGACCUGCGCCGCACAAACAAUGCAUCUAUCCCCAGAGACAUCGUGAUGACGCAAAUCUUGUCCAAGAAUCGCUCUGGUCCUACAUUAUUUGUAGCGAUGGAAGAUGGGAUCGUUCUGACUUUCAAUGUCGACAAGUCCAAUUUUUCGCUCUCGGGAAGGAAGAGCAUUGUCUUGGGCACUCAACAAGCUCGAUUCCAAGUUCUGCCACGGGAAGACGGACUUUUCAACGUCUUUGCAACCUGCGAGCAUCCAAGCUUAAUCUACGGCUCCGAAGGGAGCGUGGUAUAUUCAGCCGUGACCGCAGAAAACGCCAUCUGUGUGUGCUCUUUUGACAGCGAGGCAUACCCAGGCUCGAUUAUCGUCGCUACUGAUGCGGGCAUAAAAGUCUCCCAAAUCGAUACAGAAAGAAGAACUCAUGUCCAGACCCUGCCAAUGGGGAAGACAGUCAGGCGGAUAGCGUAUUCUCCGAAUGAGCGGGCUUUUGCUAUCGGGUGUAUCAAGCGUGAAUUGAUUAAAGGAGAAGAGAUAAUUACCAGCAGCUUCGAGCUCGUCGAGGAGGUGCUACUAGGCGAGUUGGGGAAACCUUUUAUUCUGGAAGAUAGUAACGGGCCCGAACUUGUUGAAUGCGUAGUGCGAGCUGAGCUGCCGAUCUCUUAUGGGGAUGAACUACCUGCCGAACGCUUCAUAGUUGGAACCAGUUUCUUAGAAGAGGAUAUGGCACAAGAAAACAAUGUCAGGGGCCGGAUCUUAAUCUUCGCGAUCGACAGCGACAGAGGCCCAUACCUAGUGCAUAGCCACGUCCUCAAAGGUGCUUGUAGACGUGUUGCUGUUUUGGACGGGAAGAUCGUCGCUGCUCUCGUCAAGACCGUUGUGAUAUACAGCUACGCCGAAACCACCGAGAUAUCCGCAGAGCUCACAAAACUGGCUACAUAUAGGACAUCAACCUGUCCCAUCGACAUCGACAUCACAGGAAACAUCAUAGCCGUGGCAGAUAUGAUGAAAUCCGUCUCAUUGCUAGAAUACAUACCAGGGAAAGAAGGCCUACCUGAUAAGCUUACAGAAGUUGCCCGGCAUCAUGAAGCGGUCUGGUCUACAGCCGUAACACAGAUUGACGAGGGGACGUAUCUAGAAACGGAUCAGGAUGGCAAUCUCCUCAUCCUGCAACGUAACCCCAACGGUGUGACGCUGGAAGAUCGCAAGAGUCUCCAACUAACUGGUGAUAUCAACUUGGGAGAAAUGGUGAACAAGGUCCAGAGAAUCAAUGUAGAACCCUCACCGAAUGCCAUUGUUGUCCCCAAGGCAUUCCUAGCUACAACCGAAGGGUCCAUCUACCUAAUCUCCACGAUCCUCCCCAGCUCCCAAGACCUACUCAUGCGUCUCCAAGCGCGCAUGAGUAGUACGCACAUGAGCCGCAAAAUCCACACCCUCGGCGAUAUGGACUUCAACACGUACCGCUCGUUUAAGAACCCCGUUCGGGAAACGGCGGAACCGUUUAGAUUCGUAGACGGGGAGUUGAUUGAGCGCUUCCUAGACUUCGAUGAGGAGAUGCAGGAGGAGAUUUGCGAGGGGCUAGGACCGAUGGUUGAGGAUGUUAGGAACGUUGUUGAGGAGUUGAGGAGGUUGCAUUAG
Messenger RNA from Venustampulla echinocandica, 3468 nucleotides. RefSeq names its product WD40 repeat-like protein. Gene Ontology annotation, biological process: proteasome-mediated ubiquitin-dependent protein catabolic process; DNA repair. The record is from RefSeq and is a predicted model, not a curated record. Lineage: Eukaryota; Fungi; Ascomycota; Leotiomycetes; Helotiales; Pleuroascaceae. Gene Ontology annotation, cellular component: nucleus; site of double-strand break. The transcript is spliced from 3 exons. Gene Ontology annotation, molecular function: nucleic acid binding; protein binding. The coding region runs from base 1 to 3468 and encodes 1155 amino acids.